This is a messenger RNA of Colletotrichum karsti, 1587 nucleotides long. RefSeq names its product major facilitator superfamily transporter. The record is from RefSeq and is a predicted model, not a curated record. The coding region runs from base 1 to 1587 and encodes 528 amino acids. NCBI's taxonomy places the organism in Eukaryota, Fungi, Ascomycota, Sordariomycetes, Glomerellales, Glomerellaceae. Gene Ontology annotation, biological process: transmembrane transport. Gene Ontology annotation, molecular function: transmembrane transporter activity. The transcript is spliced from 5 exons.
AUGGGCAAAUUGAAAGACGACGUCGAGACGUCGAAGUCUGAUGCCUUGCCAAAAUACCACUUCCGAGACGCCUCCUUACCGACAUGGCGGUUUUGGCUACUCAGUAUCGGACUUUGCCUAGGGCUUUUCCUAUCCAUGCUGGACUCUUCCAUUGUCGCCACGAGUUUGUAUACCAUCGGCGCGGAAUUCGACUCGAUGGAACUCAUCAACUGGGUCGCGCUGGCCUACACGCUCACGUAUCUCAGCUGUGCGGUGUUGUUCGCCCGCGUAUCUGAUGUUGUCGGCCGACGCAACGCCUUCUUGGCAAGUUUUGUCAUCUUUUUUGGUUUCUCGCUGGGUUGUGGGUUUGCGCAGAACCUGGAGCAGUUGAUCGCAUGUCGGGCACUUCAAGGACUGGGUGGAUCCGGCUUGUACUCCAUCACCAUGAUCAUUUUCCCCGAGGUCAGUCCCAAGCAUCUGCGCCAACACAUCGCCAGUCUGGUGGGAAUGGUGAUCGCCAGUGCCGGCGUCCUCGGCCCCGUGCUCGGUGGCAUUCUGACCCAUUACGCUUCUUGGCGCUGGAUUUUCUGGAUCAACGGUCCUGUCGGUUUCGUGUCCAUGAUCGUCUUCUAUCUGACCUGGCCCCGAGCUGAGCACCUGCCGAACCUACAACGGAGGUCAUGGAAGGAGUUGGACUUCGUGGGUUCAUUUCUCCUGGUAGCGGGCUCUGUGCUGGUCGUCUUCUCGUUCCAGAACGUCGGCUCGGACGGAGACAAGUGGCAUGAGGCUGUCUUCAUCGCCCCAGUCACCAUCGGUGCCCUCUGCUUCGUCGCUUUACUCGUGUGGGGAGGACUUGUCGCCCGCUUCUGGGAGAGGCGCAUCAUGGCGGCCAUUCCUAUGCGCCUCCUGCGCAACCACGUCUAUGUGGCCGCCAUGCUGAACACAAUGUUCCUUGGCUUCCCAUAUCUUUUGGUCGUGUACGCCUUUCCCAUACAUCUCCAGAUCGUCAAUGAGAAAAGCUCACUGAUGGCGGGGAUAUUGUUGUUACCGAUGCUGGGUUCUGUCGCCCUCGGAAGCACGCUCGGUGGAUUGAUGAGCAAGAAUAGGAACCUCCUGUUCGAGACCAUGCUCGCGGCGAGCUGUUUUAUGACGCUGGGCUGCGGCCUUUUGACGACGCUCUCCUCGUCGGUUGAGCUGGAGCCAAAAGCACUGGGGUUUAUCACCCUCAUCGGAUUCGGAUUCGGGUUGUCGGCCACAUCGUCCACCAUUCUGGGCACGACUGAGUCCGAGAUUCCAGAUCAUGCGCCGGCCCAGGGCAUCAUUGCGCAGGUGCGUAUUCUGGGAGGCAGUCUAGGCAUCGCAGCAUCGACGGCGAUCCUGGGCACGAAAAUGCGGCAGGAACUGGCCGGGGUACUGAAGCCGGAUCAAAUGGCAUCGAUCCACGGAGGGGGGAUGGAUCUGACCCAGUCGCAGGCCACCGCCGUCCGCCAAGUGUACGCGGACUCAUUUCAGCAAGACAUGAAGGUGGGGUCCAUUCUAGAUGGAGAGAAGACGGAGGGCAUCUGCGGCAACAACGCUCGUGUCUUCGACAGGGUGAACGGCGUCUGA